Spinacia oleracea (spinach) is the source of this 3156-nucleotide messenger RNA. Its product is annotated as protein kinase STUNTED. Gene Ontology annotation, molecular function: protein binding; protein kinase activity; ATP binding. The transcript has 8 exons. The coding region runs from base 551 to 3034 and encodes 827 amino acids. Gene Ontology annotation, biological process: protein phosphorylation. Gene Ontology annotation, cellular component: plasma membrane. The record is from RefSeq and is a predicted model, not a curated record. NCBI's taxonomy places the organism in Eukaryota, Viridiplantae, Streptophyta, Magnoliopsida, Caryophyllales, Amaranthaceae.
UCUUGAUCUUCUCUCGCUGCUCGACAUUAUUCGAGGUUGUACGGCGGCAGUCGAAGAACAACAAUUCAGGGGCUCCGGACCAACAAUUCAGGCCAAUUAAUCAUCGGAGAAAACCCUAAAGCGUAAUGGCCACCCUUGUCUAUGAGGACUCCCACACCACCAAUCGAGGUUUGCCACCACACCACCACCCGGUGUUGAGUGCUGAAUCGAGGCCUUCCGCCACGCGUAGUGUUUAUCCUCCAUAGGCGACGGAGAUGGUCGGAGCUAAUUUGCAGCGUAUCCUCCAAAACUCUUACUUUAUUUAAUUUAUUAUUUACAUUCUAGAAUUUAUUUAUGAAUCAAUUUUAAAAUCUCAUGUUAUUAAAAAGUUAAUUUAGGAAAUACUUGUUGGUCUUCAUUAUUUCCCUUUUUUAAAAGGAUUUAAUUCACCAAUUCGUUUCCUGUUCCUAUCUGUGAAAGGAAGUGUCAAAUUUAUGUUAGGUUUUGGUAAAAGAAAUUAUAAAUAAGAGCCAAUUGAUUUCAAACUCACGCAUCAUCAUAUCAUCAAGCUAUGGACUUGUUUGAUAAAUUGCAAGAUGAUUUGAUCAUUCACAUUCUCUCUUUUCUUCCUACUAAAUUCGCGGUCUUAACAAGUGUUUUGUCUAAAAGAUGGGAAUUCUUAUGGUGUUUCGCCAACAAUUCUUUGGUGUUUGAUGAUCUUGAGUCAUCCAAUUAUAUCAACUAUUUUAAUAUUGGACCUGAUGUUCCUGAUCGUGUUUUGCAUUUUCAUAACUUUAUUGAUAGAGUUGUUAAACUUAACAAGGUGUCCCAUGUUGAGAAAUUUGUCCUUAAGAUGACUUCUUGUAUAUGGAACUCGAAUGCGGUUCCAUCAUGGAUAGAUGAGAUUGUUAACAAAAGGAAAGCUAAAGAGAUUGAAAUCUUCCUUGGUUGUUGUUUUUCUAGGCGCGAAUCAAAGAUGUUUUUGUUGCCUCUUAAGACUUUCAACAGUAGCACAUUGAGAGUUCUGAAAUUACAUUUAUCUGAUAGCAGUCCGUUGAGGGUAUCUGUAGUAAAUAGUGCUAAAACACUUUGUAUACCCAACCUGAAGAUCUUGCAUUUCUGGAUGACUGAGUUAGAUAAUAGAGCGUUGUUAUUGAUAUAUCUUUUCCGAGCUUCUCCCAAGCUGGAAGUAGCAUAUGUUGGAGGAUAUUUAUGUAAUCACAGGAAGAUUUUUUUUAACAUUUAUGCGCCUUGCUUGAAAACACUGCGAAUGAAAUUUAGACGUAUAAAUUUGUCAAACAAAUUCUACAUCAAUGCACCAGUCUUGGAGGAGCUUGUGGUAGUUGAUGAAUCGUUCCAAAAACAUGUAAUAAAAAGCAAUUGCCUUGUCAAUGCGAAACUUGACAUUGGGGUACCCUACUUCAGAGAACUAGAACAGCUACAUGUUCAUAUUAACCGGUUUUACAAGCUCUUUUGUAGAAUAUCCCAUGUUAAGUUCCUGGAUUUGUCGGCUCAUACCAUGGAUGCCCUUAGCAUUAUCUGUGGUCGUAAGAAUGCCAACCUGCCUCAAUUUCUUUCUUUACGUCGCUUGAAGCUGUCCUUUCUCAACUACUCUUCAUGGGAUGUUCUAACAAAACUGUUGGAAUGUUCACCAAAUCUUGAAGUUCUAGUCUUAAGCAAGGAUUUCAAGGGUAAGGAUGCUAAAUUCAGGAGGGAUUCAAUCUGGAUUCAGCCAAUUAGUGUGCCAGCCUGUUUGCUGUCAUGCCUUGGUCAGGUUGAAGUGUUGGAUUGUGGGUCUGAUCAAGUAGAAUUUGAUCUCAUAAGUUAUUUGCUUAAGCAUGGGGAGGUUCUGAGUACAUUCCUAGUUGAGCUACUACCAGCUAAUUCAAGGAAGGACCUAAGAUUCAGAGAUAAACUGAUGGUGAUUCCAAGGGUUUCGUCAACUUGCCAACUAAAAAUCUCUGCAUACGCUCGUUGCUCUCAACAGAAUGGUUUUUCCUCAGAUAAAGAAGAAAAUAAUUUGAAGGACCUGCAACGAUGGAUUACCCCUCAAAGGUUGAGCUAUGAAGAUUUAAGACUCUGUACUAAUUACUUUAGUGGUGAAAACUUAAUAGCAAGAACCAAGGAGUUCAAAAUUUAUCGGGGAAAACUGUAUCAAUCUGGUUCACUAGUGAAGGAUGUUGUUGUGAAGAAAUGGGUAAUACCAGCAAAGAGUCCUUACAAUAAACACAAGGAGGACUCGCUAUGUGAUUUCCAUGAAGAACUGAAGCUACUAAAACAUCAAAACUUUUGUUGCCAUUCUUACUUUAUGAACCUGCUUGGUUACUGCGCAGAAGACAAUGGUGAGCGUCUUGGUGUUGUCUAUGACUUCAAAGUCUUGGAUGGCUUAGAAAACCUCAUACCUAAAGAUAGCUUAAAGUGGGUGCAAAGAAUCAAGGUGGCGCUGGUUCUGGCGUGCAUUUUGGAAUAUAUGCAUAAGAAGCAUGGAGAUCUCCCGUCCGUACCUCCUAGUAUCAAUCCUGCUAACAUAAUUGUUAAUGAGGAUUAUAUGCCAGUAUUAUCUGACUUUAAUCGGAGAGAGAUACGGAUGGAAAACAACUAUAGAGAAGAAGACAACUACAACUAUAAUAGUAUUGAAUAUGCGGAUUUAUUUUCUAGGAAUGAUUAUGAUGUUGAACAAUAUGGAUUGACUGUUUUGGCUUUAAUAUCCAAAAGAGUUGGUCACUGCCCAAUUAAAAAGAGGCACGUAUGUGAACGCGUUACUUUGGAUCAAUGGGCAAAAAUGCAGAAAAAGGAUUUGCAUAUUAAUCCCCCUUUAUGUAAAUCCCAGGUUUCAUUAGUGCAUAAAGAUUUGAUGGAUGAUCCAACCUAUGAUUUUGUUGAUGGUUUGAAAAUAACACGGCUUGCAAUGCACUGUCUUGAUAGAUCUGUGUACCUGCCAAGUAUGUAUGCAAUCGUCAAAUAUUUGUGCAAGUUACGUGUUGUUAAGGAGAAUUGGGAUGUAAUAGAUCAUGACAAUAUUAUAAGUAGUUAUCUUGAUGUACAAGUUCCUUAAUGGCCUGUUCAAAUCCCGCUUAUUUCUCAAAAUGGUUUGGAAUUGGACUAAAUCAAGUCCAAAUUAAAUUCUUCAAUUUUGGGCCAAUUAUGUAAUUUGAAAAUGAAAUUCGUAUUACCAAA